GUGUGUGUGUGUGUGUGUGUGCGCCACAGUACGUAUUGGCGUUUUUCACUUGAGCACCAGAAAGCUGAGUAUAGUGAGCGAACAUCGUGUGGAGUGAAUCGUGCAGGUCUGAAGCAAGUCUCGUGAACAUGUCACGGCAGCGCCCCCAAGAAACCUAUCGCCAAAGGGGCGAUGAAAACUUGUUUGAGCGAGGACGAGGGUGGGGGCGACGAAGCAGCGCUGCAGAGCAUGACUUCAGUGAGGACUGCUUCAUCAUACUGCACUUCAAGAAGUAUGAGGGGGAGGCCCCACCACUGCCCCCGCCUACAGUGCUGGGGUCGUUCUCUGUGGACAGCGCGAAGAACAUUCUAUAUGACAACUCCAUGAUGCCCGUAUUGAGCCAAAAGUACAUUCCAGAUGGCGAAUUUAUGCAGGUGGAUAUGGACCUCAAUCGGGGAUGGCAUAAAGUCAAUAGCUUCACAGGAACGUCAGCUGAUGGCUUCAGACAUCUCCUUCAGUGGAUUCUUAAAAAUCAGGAAAAUGUUAGAGCCAAAGACUCAUCAGACAGACUGGCGGCUGAUUUUGUGUGUUCAAGGAGAAUGCUGAAACAAAUUAUGCAGGCCCCGUAUACACAUGCAAAGCACCAGAAUGCUGCGUGGAAUAUAUUAGCCAAAGAAUUCAAAGGAACAAUAUACUUGACAAGUCUGGUUCCAAAGGAGGAGAAACACAAGGAGAAGCAGGGAGCCAGCAGCCUCAUGGAGAUUUAUGGCCACAAGUUUGAGCAGUACAUGACAGGAGGGGAUCCUGAUGAUGUCAUGGAAACUGACUGUCAGUUCCGGUGUGUGCUGCAGCUGCACUUGAACGAGAUGUCGCUGCUCUUUGCCCCAGACAUAGAUGCAGUGGACCCAACACGCCACAAGGAAGACUUUAAGGACCUGAACAGUUUUCUGAGACUGAAAGCAAAGCUGGAAUCAACCACAUCAUUUACAGAUUAUAACUACAGGAAGUAUACCCUGAACAAUUGGUGGAUUGAAAACAAGUUAACAGGUGUCCCAAGGCUUCUGGUAGGCAAAAGGAACCGUGAUGGAGUGGUGCAUACACUGCAGAUGCUACAAACAGACGACAUGCCUGCUUUGGCUGAGGGGAAGUGGGAACCAUCCGUAUGCAUCAAUGUUUUGGACAAGUUCCUCAAUUUUGUCAAAAGAAGGGUGGUUGCAGAACCUGACGUGGUUCAUCACUUUGAGAAGUCUGCUAUGGCGAUCCACCACUACCGCGAUCCCAACCUGGAAGACAUCCUACCCAACUGGUACAAACAGAAGCUCUUCAGCACACAAGAUGAAGAGAGUGACUGCAGCAGUGGUAGUAGCUAAAGAACACAGGAUAUCAUGUCUCAUAUAAGCAGCCUUGAGAGCCAAGCCCCAAGAAACAAGAAAGUGCUGUUGAUCAGGGGAGUGGACUCCAUCAUAUAAUCCACUGUUGCCCAAGAGCCUUGCUUUGGCUGUGUCUGCUACACCAUCACUGGCAACCCAAAAGGGUUCCAUACCCUGUCAAGAGGUUUAAGACCUUACAGCGGCUAUUAAAUUUACAAGGAUUUUGUGUGUUCAGUUUAUCCUUUUUUUCCCCUCAAAUAAAUUGUUAGUUUUUUUUUUUCAUGUAUACUUGAUUCAGCUUUGGCUGGAGAGGAGGAACUUUGAUGAUCUAAAUAAUAAAUCAGGGAUAUCUUCAAAUAAAGGCCAUUAAUCUCAGACCUAUGAUAGAUUGUGGGGAAUUAUUCAGCAUUGGUGACUGUGUAGUGGACCCAGUCAGUGUUAGGGUCAAGACAAGAGAAUGAGUGAAUAUGUAGUAUAACCCAAUUCACUUGGUAAUUAUUUUCUCCUAUAUUGUACUUUCAUUAUAUUCAUAUAUAUGUAAGAUUAUUCUCUUCAUUGCUUUUGCUUAAUGAUCAUAAUUACAGUGAUUAUGACAAGAAUAUAAACUUAAUGCCUUAUAUGAAGUCAUUCAAGUUUUGUUAAAUCUUCUAGUGUUGCCAACCUUCCUGUUCAUGCAUCUUGUUAACAAAAACAAUGCUUCAUGUUCAUCACUAGGAGGAACUGCCUCAGAACUGUCAAGGAACUUCUUGGUAGGAACUUGAUUUGAAAUAACUCUGUUUCUGAUGAGCAUUGCUUCAGCUUACCCAGCAUGAUGGAUCUGCACUAGCUAGUCAUGGCAAUGCAAGAUAAUAUUGAUGUUCUUUAAGCAGAUAAAAUUAAUACUGAAUAAAAUGCCCAAUCCUUCA
Messenger RNA from Eriocheir sinensis (Chinese mitten crab), 2254 nucleotides. RefSeq names its product decapping and exoribonuclease protein-like. Gene Ontology annotation, molecular function: mRNA 5'-diphosphatase activity. Gene Ontology annotation, cellular component: nucleus; cytosol. The coding region runs from base 129 to 1349 and encodes 406 amino acids. Lineage: Eukaryota; Metazoa; Arthropoda; Malacostraca; Decapoda; Varunidae. Gene Ontology annotation, biological process: nuclear-transcribed mRNA catabolic process; NAD-cap decapping. The transcript is spliced from 9 exons. The record is from RefSeq and is a predicted model, not a curated record.